AUGAGUUCCUACUGUUACCCGUCCUCCCGCUUCGACUUCACCACCGCUUCUGUGGCUAUCGCCCGGGAGCGUGCGGGUAGUCGGUCUCGCCCUGCUCCUCGGAGUCACCGGCCUCCUCAUGCGGAAGAUCGCCCGGACCCGUCAGUUUCCAAGGAUCACCCCCGAGCCUGUCACAGCCCUGUUGCCCUGGAUCGUGUCUCCCAAUACGAGGCCAUCCUCCUCGGCCCCGGCGAGAACAAGAUCGACGUCGAGGUCGACACCCGCAUGCCCUCCGCUGCGAUUUUCACCUUCCACAAGGAGGACCACACUUUGGGCAACAUGAUCCGCUCUCGCCUCCUCCGCACCGCCCAUGUCACCUUUGCCGCCUACAGGGUUCCUCACCCCCUGACUCCCAACUUCCAGCUGCGUUGCCAGACCGAUGGCGAGAUCACCCCCCGUCAGGCCGUCAUCAACGCCUGCCAGGCCUUGAUCAAGGACCUCGGCAUCCUGUCGCGCGAGUUCACCAAGGAGUAUGAGCUGCGCAAGAUGGCCAAUGCUGCCAACCAGCAGCAGAACAUCGGCGAGUAA
Molecule: messenger RNA, 567 nt
Organism: Penicillium daleae
Lineage: Eukaryota; Fungi; Ascomycota; Eurotiomycetes; Eurotiales; Aspergillaceae
Product: DNA-directed RNA polymerase II core subunit RPB11
Exons: 4
Coding region: 1-567 (188 amino acids)
Biological process (GO): transcription by RNA polymerase II
Cellular component (GO): RNA polymerase II, core complex
Molecular function (GO): protein dimerization activity; DNA binding
Source: RefSeq, a predicted model, not a curated record